AUGAAAAAUUUGAUAAAUACAUUUGAAAGUUUAUCUCGAGAAAUUUUACUUGAAAUAUUUGAUUAUCUUUCAAUAAAUGAUUGUUUUAAUUCAUUUUAUAAUCUUAAUUGGAAAAUAAAUUCAACAUUAAAUUUAUGUGGUUUUUCAAUUGAUUUAACAUCAAUAUCACAACAAACAUAUAAUGAAUUUUAUAAAAAAUUAAUAUUUUUUCAAAUUAUUAUUAUCAUAUACGUAAAUUAA
Messenger RNA from Rotaria sordida, 240 nucleotides. The record is from the annotation of a GenBank genome assembly. Lineage: Eukaryota; Metazoa; Rotifera; Eurotatoria; Philodinida; Philodinidae.